Messenger RNA from Canis lupus familiaris (dog), 1488 nucleotides. It is a transcript of the gene SAMD7, whose product is annotated as sterile alpha motif domain containing 7. The record is from RefSeq and is a predicted model, not a curated record. Gene Ontology annotation, molecular function: protein binding. The transcript has 7 exons. The coding region runs from base 1 to 1353 and encodes 450 amino acids. NCBI's taxonomy places the organism in Eukaryota, Metazoa, Chordata, Mammalia, Carnivora, Canidae.
AUGGCCAUGAACCCUUUACUGACACCAUCAGGGCAGCAGAGAAUGCCACUGGUUCCCUCACCAUAUGAACCUCCAACGGUGGAUAGAGACUUAUUGCCUUCUACCAUAGCUCCUACUGACCCAAGACAGUUUUAUGCUCCUUCUCAAUUUGGACCUUCUGUUCUACCAAAUGCAAACAUGCCGAACAUGCUGUCCAAUCGUGUCUACUCAGGUUGGGGCAUUUUACCACCUGAAUCCAUAAAGGCAAUGGCCAGAAGGAAUGAAAUGAUUCAAAGGCAGCAUACUGCCAGGAUGGAAAUGGAAAUGCAUGCCAUUUACCAACAAAGGAGAAUAGAAAAAGUGAAUCCCAAGGGACUAGCAGGCCUAGGGAUACCAUUCCUCUAUGGCUCCAGUAUCCCACCUGGCCCAGCUACCUACCAUGGUAGGAGCAUGCUCCCUGCUGGUGACCUGCAUUUCCACAGAAGCACCCUGAGAAAUCUUCAGGGAAACCCCACUUUAGUGGCGACUGGUCCACAUUUUCUCGAGAGCUGGGGUCAGAAAUGUCGUCGUCUUAGGAGAAGUACAGGGAAUCAGAAAGUUCUAGACAAUGAUAUUGAGAGCUCCAAAAGUCAAGGAGAAGAAAAACUCUUAGCUCAGACUCAUGUGAUGCCCUAUGAAGAGGAUGAAUAUGCAAAGGAACCAGAGACCGAAGCUCUCAACAACCAGAAGUCAAGUGAAACCAAUGAAAAGCCAACUACAGCUCUGGCCAAUCCCUGUGGGGAGCUUGAGCCCACCCACAGAAAGCCUUGGGGAGCUCAUGGUGCUCCUCUAGAAGCAAAGGCCUCCUGGGAUGGUGUGAGAGAGAAGCCUUCAGAGCAGGGCUUUGCAGCCUGUGGGGAAAAGAAUGAUGUUUGCCCUCCAGUUCCUCGACCAGCUCUGCCAGGAGCACACCCACUGGUUACAAUUGGGGAAAAUCUGUCUUUGGAUGAAGAUAUUCAGAAAUGGACUGUGAAUGACGUGCACAACUUCAUCAGUGGCCUUCCAGGUUGUUCAGACUAUGCUCAGGUAUUUAAAGAUCAUGCAAUUGAUGGAGAAACCUUGCCAUUACUCACAGAGGAGCAUCUUCGAAGCACUCUGGGAUUAAAGCUAGGGCCAGCACUAAAGAUCCAAUCGCAGGUAUCCCAGCACGUGGAGAGUAUGUUGUACAAGAAAAGUCUUUCACUCCCUACCCAUACAAAACAAGCAUUUGAUCAACCGGCAGAUACAUCCCCUCUUUUGGAUUUUAAUUCCUGGGGAGAUAAUACAUUGGACAUUCCUUGUUCCCAUGAUACAACAAUUCCUAAAGGAAUCGAACGAGAUAGCGUGAGAAAUUAAAACCCUCAAGGAGCAAGAACGGUGUAAUCAGUUAAGUUCAGGACAUUCUGAAGGGAGCGUGAGGGUUUCCCAGGACUUGAAAUGGAGGCUGGGAGGGAGAGAAACCAGCCCUUCUGGAGCUCUUAGAGGCCUUGC